GUUUACUAUUUCCCUAACGACUUUUAACGAAACAGAUAUUAACUUAUCUAUUGGGCGAGGAAUGAACCAGAACAGUUAGAGUGUUUAACAUCUAUAGUGUUUUAUUAUUCUAUCUGGAUAUCAGGUGGUGUUGACAUAUAAUUUGGCAUAGUAAUACAACAAGAAAAUAUAUAUUGUCGAUAAUAUCAUUUUGUUAUGUAAAAUAUAUUGGAAGUAUAUAUUAAACAUACGCACACUGGUUUUCAAAUCGAAAGUAGAAACCUGUUUAAACACAAUUUCAAAAUGGCUUCUAGAAUAUUUCGGGGUUCAAACAAAGACAAUGCAGGUGACUUCAUUGGCGAAAGUACUGUGACACAAUCAUGUGAGCCUUGUAUGAAAACCAACAUAUCAAAAACUGCUACGGUUUUCUGCAAGGAUUGUGAUGAGUUCUUGUGUGAAACUUGCAAGAAUCCGCACACCGUGUAUAAACCAGGUCAGCAUAACAUUGUUAAUGUACCGGAAAAUAAAUCUGCGCCCGUAAUACUCGACAUGAAAGGAUUUGACAAGUGUCAGGAGCAUGCACGAGAAAUAGUGUUUUUCUGUCAGGAUCAUUCUAAGCUUUGCUGUCUUUCAUGUGUUCUCAUUCACCGGAAAUGUGACCAAUUGGAUGAAAUAGCAAAAGUAUCCACACAAACACGACCCGACCUGCAAGGAAUAAAACAAUCAUUGAUAAAAUUGCAAUCCGAGGCAGACGCUAUUAUAGCGGAUUGUGAGCAGUCGGAGACUGGCUUAAAUGAGUCCAUUGCAAAGAUUUCUUCAGAGGUGGAAACAAUGAAAGAUCGUAUCAUACAACAGUUUGAAGGAGCAAAGCAGAAAUUAAUAAGUGAGGCAAAACAAUUUAAAACCGCAGAGGUCAAACGGAUUGGAAAUAAACGUGACGCCUCGCUCAAAGUUAAGGAAGUACUAAACAAUGUAUUGUCGAUGUGUUGUGUCGUUUUAGACCGCGGAACGCCCAGUCAACAGUACAUUUAUUCAGAACAAAUGAAGGAGAAACAAAAAACUAUCGAAUCAACUAUAGAUGACCAAAGAAAGAUUAAAUGUUCAUCAACAAUGACAGUGUCUUUUUCAAAACAGGUUACUUCACUCCUUGAGAUGGGAAGCAAUUCUAUAAAGCUGAAUUAUGAUGACAACAAGACAGUGGAUACCAGUCCCAUGAGCUUAUCAUCCCAACCAAGGCCAAUCACCCUGAAGCUGCUCGUGUCCGUCGAUCUACACAAAACUGGAGAUGAUAAGGUGGAACCUCUUCUCACUGGACUGGACUUCCUGCCGGACGGGCGACUGGUAGCCGUGGAUAACACGAAAAUGAAAUGUAUCAUACUGAAUGAGCGACUACAGAGACUUGGAACACCGUACAAGUUCAAGGAUUGCCCAUACAGCGUAGUUUGUGUGUCUCAUGAUACACUGUGUGUAACGGGUGGUGAUUAUAAAGUAGUAUUUCUCCUGUCUGUGAGUACAGACAAUACCAUCACACUGACCAGGCAGAUCAAUACAACAUCCAUGUUCUUCUCUAUAUGCUGCAUGUCUCCAUCUCACAUGGUCGUGAGUACGUGCUAUGAUCCCCGAUCUGCUAGAAUGCUAUCAGUGGACGGGGUAGAGUCAGACUUUGAUCACUUCCUGACGUUUCCUAUGAAGACGUACAAAGUAGAUGAGAGUAGAUGCACGUAUGUCCAGUCUAAGAACACGUUAGUUCUGACUGACAGGUUCGCUCAUACGGUAUACAUGUACGACACCUUGAAAGGCACGUCUAGAGCAGUCACUCAUGAGAACAUACAGGAACCUCGUGGUGCCUGUGUAGGGCCUGGUGACUCGGUGCUGGUGUGCAGUAUGAGGAAAGACUCCAUCGUGCAACUGACCAUUAACGGUAAAAUACUGGGUAGCUACCUAGUGGAUAUGAAGGGACCGUUAAGCAUAUGUGUGUCUAAGGAUGGCACCAGGCUGGUGGUGUCUAACUGCGCUAUAGGCGUCAGGAAACUUCACUUGUAUAAGAUAUCACCGGCAAUGAGUUAGCUGACUAGUAAGAUGGUAAUGUUAUUCAUGUGAUCAGGCUUUCUACACAAUUAUUAAAUAUUGACUUUCGUGUAUUGUUUGUGUUAAACAACUCGGAAUACUUUUCCGAUUAAUUAAAAUUAAAUAGAGUUGUAAUAAGGUUUUAUCGUUGAAGAAUUUCAAAAGAUUCCGAACUACCUAUGUAUUUUGCAUGUAUUAUAAUGUAAUAUGUGUAUUUCUACCUACCUUCAAUAACUAUUUUAGUGUAUAUUUGAAGACAUUUAAAUAUAUUGUAUAUGUAAUUUUAUUUAAAUUCGCAUUUCAUGCAACGUAACCGGUGUGUACGGUAGUUAGGCGCGUUAAAGAUUUGUAAAUAUGUGUUAAUUUUUGAAAAUAAUAACUAUAACUGAACAUUGCUAAGCAUAUGUUUUCUUAAUGCCAUAAACAAUUUGCGUUCAUUCAAAAUAAUGCUUGUUUUUGUUAAGCCUACAUACGCAACAAGAUUUAUGUUUAUCAACAAAUUCGACUAGAUCAUGAAUUCCCAGCCUGUCACCUCUGCCUGUCAAUAGUCUAAUAGCCCCGUCACACCGGACUGACGUCCUUACGGCGACCUAAGACUGUGUUUCUGAAAAUUUCUGACUGUCGUAGUAAGGACGCCAAUGACUUUUUCGGUAUAAAUGCUGUUUUUCGCCUCCCCGUCACACCAACGUCCUGGUUUAUGGCGUUCUGUGCGUCCUCAUGGGGUCCUUAAUCCGUCCCUAGCGACCUUACCGCGUUCGUACUGCGUUUCACGGCGACCAAAGCCGACUAUACGGCGUCUGAGCGGCGUCCUUGGCAUUCUUACUGCGUUCUUAUUGCGACCAUAGUCGUUCUGAGGACGCAAUAGACGUACAAAGGACGAACUAAUGUCGCAAUAAAGUCGCCGUACGGUCGCCUUGCAGUCAAUGAUCAUUGUCUGUGGGUUUUAGCGGCGACCACACGACGUCCAUGGCGACUUUACAGCGACCCUACCACGUCCCUACUACGACUACUGCGUCUCUACGGCGUCCCUACGACGUAUUUUAAAGAACGCCGUAAAACGCCGGACUUCGGCGACUACUUUGAACAUGUUCAAAGUAGUCGCCGUGGGCUCGCGUCCUGUUCAAUUUUCGCCAGUCUCACUGCGUCCUCUUGCUUCCUUACUGCGUUCCUCCGGUGUCUAUGACAUCCUCACUGCGACCUGGGUCGCCGUAAGGACGCAGUAAGGACGCCAGUCCGGUGUGACGGGGGUACAAGAUGCCUUGUAUCGUUCCAAUGUAGAGGAUACUAAAUAAGGCCAUUAAUUUCAGUUACUUUUGUUUGUUUUCAAAUAAAUUAUCAAAACGAU
Dreissena polymorpha is the source of this 3391-nucleotide messenger RNA. RefSeq lists its product as uncharacterized. Gene Ontology annotation, biological process: positive regulation of DNA-templated transcription. Lineage: Eukaryota; Metazoa; Mollusca; Bivalvia; Myida; Dreissenidae. The record is from RefSeq and is a predicted model, not a curated record. Gene Ontology annotation, cellular component: chromatin; nucleoplasm. Gene Ontology annotation, molecular function: ubiquitin-protein transferase activity; zinc ion binding; protein binding. The transcript has 2 exons. Bases 283 to 2046 code for a protein of 587 amino acids.